Messenger RNA from Tricharina praecox, 525 nucleotides. RefSeq lists its product as uncharacterized. Bases 1 to 525 code for a protein of 174 amino acids. The transcript is spliced from 3 exons. Lineage: Eukaryota; Fungi; Ascomycota; Pezizomycetes; Pezizales; Pyronemataceae. The record is from RefSeq and is a predicted model, not a curated record.
AUGACGAAGAUCUUCUACUAUGAUCUAAUCGGUGUUGCACAUUUCGCAACACACGAUCAAAUCCUGGCAGUCAUCGAGCUGGCCAUGGAGGCCGUCAUGAAAUGCCACCUGAGUGUCGAUCUGCUGCGAACAGCGAUGCACGUGUUGCUGAGCCCGGAGCGUCGCGAGGCGCACGACCGACGGCAGGGCGCGUUGUGCCCGAAGUGGUUCAAGCGGACUGCUGACUCGCCACUCGCCGACAAAGGCUCCUCCUCUCUCAGCUUCUCCGAGGUGCCGCCAGACGUCUCCGAAUGGAUUAAGGUCCCGUGCCGGCUUCGUUCUCUGGUUGCCAAGCGAAAGAGGAAAGGUCGUACGAUCUCUUCUCGGCCGCCCUGGGAAGCAGCAGAUACAAAGCGCGGCCGGGCGGCGAAGGCGGCGAAGGAGAGGCUGGUGCUCCAGGCGGGCGGAGCAACCACGGUCGAUGCGAUCUGCGGAUGCAUGGGGUGGACCGUUGGUGGUGAUGGGCGGGGACCAGCGUCGCGCUGA